Molecule: messenger RNA, 4618 nt
Organism: Drosophila rhopaloa
Lineage: Eukaryota; Metazoa; Arthropoda; Insecta; Diptera; Drosophilidae
Exons: 13
Coding region: 461-3613 (1050 amino acids)
Biological process (GO): regulation of proteolysis; proteasome-mediated ubiquitin-dependent protein catabolic process
Cellular component (GO): cytoplasm; nucleus
Molecular function (GO): ubiquitin protein ligase binding
Source: RefSeq, a predicted model, not a curated record
CGCAGCGAGCGAGGACUCGGACUCGAUUCGGACUCGGACUCGGACUCGGACCUCGACUCGCUGGAAUUGGAAUCCUUGCAGAGCUGCAGAGCGGCAGAGGAGCGGAGGCAGCAACAGCAGCAACAGCGGCAGCGCAGUUACAGUCAUUGGCAACAACAAAUACAUACACAUGCACAACACUCGCACAUCGAUAUCCGUAUCCAGAAGAGGUCCUUUCUAGAGGCAGGAAAAAAAGUGGACGCAACUCCUUGUCGGAUCGGGUGGAGCAUGGAAAUUGGUCACUCCUGGUUCACAGCUGGCCCAGUGACUCGCAGGUGCUAGGAAAACAUCAGCCGCUCAACAACCCACAAAAGCACACGAACACACACUCACCCACUCACAAACACUCGCCCACUCGGCCAGGAUACAUGGCUCUACUCGGGAUUAGGCAACUACCAGGUCACUGAAAACGGAGGAAGCCAUGGCACUGGUGCACACGUUCCUGGGCACCUGGGAGAUUGUGUGCUGCACCUUCGAGGGAAAGCGGGAGCUGUCCGGCUUGGAGGGCAUUAAAUUCCGAUUGGACGAUACCAGCGACAUUACCUGGUACAAUGACCUGGUCAGUCCGCUGCCCGAGUCCAAAGACUGCGGCUCCUUCUGCGAAUCGGCCAGCGUACUCUUCAGUUGCGAGACCUUCGACGUCCAUGAGAUCAAUCCUCGCCUCGUUUUCGGAGCCUUUGCCGGCCACAGCAUUGAGUUUAGCACCAACACGCUAACGCCGACUGAUACACUGGUGCUGAGCUGCGAGAACUGGUAUGCCGUCGAGUGCAAGCGCCUGCAGGAUGGCCAGGCUGCUGGCCAGGAGAAGCAACUGAGCUUCGGCGAGGCCCUGCAGGAGUCCUACUUCAGCGACGUGGUGGUAAAGAGCUCCGGCGGACUGGAGUACGCCCUGCAUGCCUCCAUACUGCGGCUCAACGGGUUCGAUUGCAGCAUGUGCGUGAACAGUGCCCCGCCUUCGGCGACCGUUCGUCCGACCAGGACCUGCCACAGUGGCCCAAACACCCCGAAUCCGAUAAGGAUUUCCGUGGCACCGGCCAACGAUGACGGCCAUGACAAGUCCCUGCCGCGGUUGAAUCUCUCGCCCAUUUAUUUGCAACCGCCCUGUGACUUCCAGGCGAUGCCGUCGUCCGGCUUGGGCGUCCAGCGAAUGCAUCAGUUUAGCAGCAGCUUCAACUGCUUGAGCAAUGGCAAUGCCGGGGACUCGGAGGCGUCGGUGGUCAGGACCACGAAUCUGUUGAGCCUAGAAUGUGGCGGUGGCGGGAUGUACCGCCUGCCGCCCACCUCGCAUUCCGAUUCGCAUCUGGAAACGUCACAGUCGCAUUGCAAGAACAUUUUCAACUUUUGCCAGGACCUGAUGCUGCAGCCCACACCCACACCCCUGCCACCGACCGCUGGACUGGCCAUCUGCAGCAUCCGGAGGCCACCGCUGUCGCCGUACCGCGCACGCAGUCCCUCGCCCUUCCCCAGCUCCAUGGACACGCCGCCGUCGUCGCCCCUCACGCCCGUCGGCGUCCUGUGCAACCUGCCCACCUUCCUCCUGGGCCCCAUCCUACACUGGCUGUACACGGAGUCACUGCUCCCGGACCUCGACGAGGACGUGUGCGAGAAGCUAAUCGGCUUUGCCGAAUCCCAGCCGUCGCUGACCAAACUAGUGGAGCCGACUCGCAAGUACCUGCGACUAUUGAGACUCAAAAAAUUUGUGGUCAACGUUACUAUGGAUCUGCACGGCAUUCUCAACAGGGUUAUACAGUGCUUAAAUCCCGGAAAUAUUACCCGCGAUCCAACGCAGCUCUAUGCAACAUUUCAGGAUGCCUUGCGCGAAUGUGCCAUUGGCUGCGCCAAGGUGCUUCAGUUCUGUAACAUUUUCAUUACGGAUGCCACACACAUGACGCGAUAUCAAAAGAACGAAAUUGUCAAGUACAUACGAACCCGCAUCCCAAUUUUCAUGUCGCAAGUUCAACAGCUGCUACGGAACGUACUGGGAGUCUUUGUCGGUCUAAGUGUCGACGAAAAAGCCGAAUUGGUGAAUUAUCUUGUACCUGAAAUCGAAUCAACCUUAUUUGUACUGACCGCUGUGAUAGAGGAAAUCAAAAACUCACUGGAAAUCAUGUGUAAGGACCUGAAGUGUUCCCACUUGGAUCUCCCCCUACAAGAACAGCAGGCAGACGAUGCGAUUGUCAUGCAAUUGCAGAUCUCGGAUGGAGGCGAACCCUCGCCACGACCUCGUCGCGGUGCUCCCGUGGGUCUAACGCUCUAUGACAAUCUCACGGACAAACAGCGCCUGAGUUCGGCGGAGAAUGACCUGAAAUUCGUUCUCUACAUGUACGAAGUGCGAAAAAUGCGCGACAUCUACGGCCGUAUUGUGGCGGCCCUUGAAAUAAUCAAGGACAAAAAGAGCACCUUCUGCGAAAUGGAUUUUUUGAGCAAAAGUAGCACAAUCAACCAGAACCUCGAACAACUGAUCAUGGACAUUCCCGCUUACAUCUUCAUAGUGGAGAACCUAUCCGAUCGACUCGACGACAAAUUGGGUUGGAAGGAGUUCAAGUUUUGCUUCAAGCUGGCCACCAGUCAGAUAAAUGGCGUCAUUGCAAAACUACUGGAUCACAAGGAUGCCCUGCGGGAUGCUAUUAGCCAGAUAUGUUCGCUGGUGCGAAAACAGGAAUUCACUCAGUCCGUAAUUGAGCUGGGAUUGCUGGAAGGCUCCAGUGGGCUGUCUAGCAAUUUAAAAAUGGCUGAUCACGAGAACAACCUAAAUCAGGGGCUUUGCGAUAAGGAGGCGAUCUAUUUGGAUCGCAAACAAUACUACGAUUAUAAUAGCAUUAAGUUGAAUCUCAUUCGCCACCUGUGUGAGCCACCUAUUGCGGCCAGUAGCAAUCUCUCGAAGAACGCCCUGCGUCUGCUGCACUCCACCCAGCUGGCCGACAUGGAGUUCGAGGUGCACACCUUUGCUGCUGGGAAGACAGAGACCGCCAGUGGGGAGUCGGCAGCGAAGGUCCUUCAGGUGCACAGCUUCAAGGCGCAUCGGGUGAUCGUUGCCGCUCGCUGCGAGUGGUUCAAAAAGGCCCUGAUGUCGGGCAUGCAGGAGUCCAUCAAUCGAAAGGUCAUCAUCACAGACACCUCUCCCGUAAUCUUUCGACGCCUGCUCCUCUACCUCUACGGUGCUCCCAUCGAUCGAACAGUGGGCGCCGAGCAGGUGUGCGAGCUAAUGCUCUUGGCAGAUCGUUACUCCAUAGAUGAUCUUAAGGAAUUGUGCGAAAACACCCUAUACUCUUUAAUUGACGAGGAAUCCGUGGUCUGCCUUCUGGGCAUUGCGGAUCGCUAUAUGGCCACUGCUCUGAAGUCGAAAUGUCUUUCUUUUCUCUCGCAACAUGCGCAACUGACCAAGUGUGAAAUGUUCAAGGAAUUGCCCCAGACACUUCAGCUAGAGGUUAUGGAUUUGAUACAUUGGUUUGGACGUGUCUCAGAGCCGUGGAACGAUCGGGGAUUCAAGCCGCGCAGCAGCUCGCGCCACAGCCUCAAGAGUCCUUCGAAGCCGCGCUCGCGAUCCCGCAAGUCCUCGCCCUCCUACAUGUGACGCCGACAAAGCGCCAUUGAACACACGAAUGCCAACUUCUUGUGAUAAUUUUAGAAGACUUCGCAAUCCAGAUCCGGAUAAAAUAGUCAGUAAGGAGUAGGGGAGAGCAUGGUAUAUAGGACGAUAGCUCAGUGAGUUUAGACUUUACAGGGCGAGGAGGAGGUAGUCGAAAUCAGUUACAGGAAUGACCGGGACUCUGACUCUCGUCUCUGCUUUGGUGAAACGCCACCGGAGCAGAACGACUAACCACAAUAUCAAGCCAAAUAGCAAGAGGCAAACAUGACCUGAUUUUAAUGAGUUUUACUUAGUUCACUAGUAGAUAGAUAGGAAUUCGACGUAUAACUUGCAUUCAAAUUUCUCUAUAAUUAAUUGAUUUAUGUAGGGAACCUGUUUUCCAAGACCACUGGGUGUUGGGAACCAGUUUGAAAACUUUGAUAUUGCAUCCGGACAACAAAAUUACAUUUAAAGAUCGAAUAGAUUUAGAAAACGGAUAGUAACAAGCAAUUGGCAGAUACGUUAUGUAAAUACACAAAUGAUUAGUAUAGAAAGGCUUUUCAAAACCACUCCUUUAUUUCGAUAUUUUUCCUUUUGAGGUCCACUUGUGAGGUAGGUUAGUUGUACACUUGUAGUCUGACCGGUAGGUAGAAUUUAGUCCUUUGGAAAAGCCAAAGUGAAUAAUUGUUUUGUAUUGGGCGAACGGAAUAUUGACAAAAUGCAUAAUACAACAAAAUUCGGUACACCGAAUAUUAAGUGCUACACUAUUGUAAAAUAACUAGUGUAUUUUGACAUAUAGUGACAUAUUCAAUUUAACAUUAGACUAUUAACCGCGAGACCUAUUCUCAUAUAGUCUUAUGGGUAGGGGACGGAUUUGAGGUAACGACAGCAGCGUAUUUUUUCAUUAAAUUUGAAAGCGUAUCAAAUUAAAAGAAUAUAUGUACAAAUAUUAUGUGUAAAUUAUAUUAUUGUACUAAUUCAAUACAUUUCUUGUUGUCUUUUUAAAACAUA